GCACCGUCGCCGCUAAAAUGGACAAGUCCGACGACCUCAUCGCGCUGACUCUCAAGCAAAGUGGGUGGGGUGGAGAGGUGCCUCCUUUGGCAACGAUAUCUGCGGCUGAAUUGGCGGAGAUCGUGUCGUGGGGAUUCGAUCAAAUCGAGGAUUCGCAACAGACGUUCAAGUUCGAGUUCCCGAAGGGCGUGGCUCAGCGCCAUCGCGUCGCCGCGUCGCUGGCCGAACAGUUCAAAGUAUGUUACUCUCCCGACAUGUCGAAGCGUACAAUCAACGCCACAUCCGUCUGAUAGAAAAGGGGCUACAAACACGACUGUGGUUACAAUCACAUCCUCUAUCCGACGGAGAUCGACUCUCGUCGCAUGCUCCUCUGGAUCAUCCAAAAACUACCGAAAGUUGAGAAGGAGGUUAAGGAUGUCGAUACUCCACGACUUCAGUUCCGCCAAAGCAUGUUUGCUGCUUUGCAGACGUGGACGUCGUUGCGUCAACCUACUGGCGUCGUCGCAAACCGCCUCCAACGCCAGCGCACGUCUAUAUUACCGGCAGCAUGGCUCGAGUGCUCAACUCCAGCUCGACGGGCGUAUGUGGCGUCCAAGCAGCCCCUCAUUACGGACAGUGCCCUGUGUCCGCUCAACAAACAACGGUCUCUUUUGGAGUUGAAUGCACUCUCCCUUGCCUUGGACUUCUCCCGAAGUGCAGUUGUGUACACGUCGGAUCAUGCGACGGUGACACCAAAUCUGACGUUGAGUGCGACCCUUCAAACCGCUUUUGAAUCGGCCAGACGGGCGGCGCAGCACGGAACAGAGCAUUCCAGCGAACCUCGUGAACUUAUCCAGCACAACGAAGCAUCUUUCCAGCAGGCACGGUCUUCGGCAAUUCACAUUGCUGCGUCGACAACAACUGUGCCUCGAACUCAAGCGUUUGCCAACACGGCGGAAACAGCUACCCCCACGUCACUGGACCAACAUGCGCAAGAAUUGCAAGCGCUUGAAGCGGAGCUGAUUCAAUUGCGGGAACGCUGCGCCGCCAACGAAGUAGCAUGGCAUGAAGUGCAAUUGGCAAGUGAAGAACAGCGCAACUUGAAUCGACAGAUUGAAGCGCGGUCGGCAGUCAAGGCGGAUGACUUGAAGGACUUGGAGCAAGACGUGGCGAUUCGGCACCAGACCCUCGACAUGCUGACGGAUGCGUCGACCAACAUUGCGAAACUCCAGGAUAUGUGCGCCAAGAGUUCAACGCACUUGAUGAAGCUCGCGGAGGAGUGGGAGACCCAUCGCCUUCCCCUUGUCCGAGAGCUGGAAGCGCAUGCUGCCAACCAAGUGCACCGCAUUGAGCGCGCCCAUGCGCUGGAGUCCGAAACGGCGUAUUUCCGAGCGGAAGCGAAAGCGCUGGGGGACACACUCAUCCAAAAGCAAGAACAGCGGCAGAUUCUCGAGCGCAAGUACGACGCGAUGGCGAAAGGAAUCCAUCGCAGCAUGUACACGGCGCGCAUCAUGGACAUCAUCAAGCAAGUACACAAGCAAAAAGCCGACAUUCAAAAGAUUGUCGCGGACAUUCGCACGGUGCAUAAACAAAUCAACGCGUCGUCCGAGAAGCUCAAGCGAAGCGAAGCAAUUGCGGAGGAGCGCCUCUUCCGUGCAGCCAAGGACGACAAGCUACGCCCCGACAGAAGACAACUCUACAUCGAAUGCUAUCGUCUCUUCACCACGAUCCGAGAACUGUUUGACCAGCUCAUUGUAUGUGUGGCCGAGACUGGCAAGCGCGAAAACCAGUGCCGCGGCCUCGAAAUGUGGAUCUCCCAAUUGACCCACCACGUAAACCUGGCCAAUCUGGAGCGUAUACAUCACGACAUGGCGCUCGUAAAGCAUGAGAACCAAGCUCUCAUGCAGGAAAUCCAGGCCAUCGCGCUGGCAACCCCAUGA
Molecule: messenger RNA, 1919 nt
Organism: Aphanomyces invadans
Lineage: Eukaryota; Oomycota; Saprolegniomycetes; Saprolegniales; Verrucalvaceae
Exons: 12
Coding region: 363-1919 (518 amino acids)
Biological process (GO): positive regulation of ubiquitin-dependent protein catabolic process
Molecular function (GO): cullin family protein binding
Source: RefSeq, a predicted model, not a curated record